Papilio polytes (common Mormon) is the source of this 3623-nucleotide messenger RNA. It is a transcript of the gene Mms19, whose product is annotated as MMS19 nucleotide excision repair protein homolog. Bases 187 to 3108 code for a protein of 973 amino acids. Gene Ontology annotation, cellular component: cytosolic [4Fe-4S] assembly targeting complex. The record is from RefSeq and is a predicted model, not a curated record. Lineage: Eukaryota; Metazoa; Arthropoda; Insecta; Lepidoptera; Papilionidae. Gene Ontology annotation, biological process: iron-sulfur cluster assembly. The transcript has 7 exons.
UACAAAUAGUUUAAAAAAAGCAAACAAUAGUUUAUUUUUUAAAAUUCAGUCAAACUUCAAAUUUUUUGGUGUUAUUUCGUUUAGUCUUUUAGUUUGUAUGUUAAACAAAUGUAAAUUUAUGAAAGUUAUCUGUAAGCAAGUUAAUUCUUAAUUGCUUGGAUCAUAAUAUUCUUUUAAACUAAAACUAUGGAAUCUAUUUGGUUUAAGCCAGAGUUUUCGAAUGAGAUAAUACAAAAUCCGAAUAUUCUAGACCAAACACAAAAUGUAAUUACUGAUAUUAUAUCUGGACGGAUUGAAAUAACAACACUAGUUGAGAACAUGGCCGGAGUACUAACAAACAAAGAUGUUGAUAAAAGAGAUAAAGGGAUGAGAUUCUUUACUAAAAUGUUAAAAGAAUUGCCGCAGGACUAUUUAUCAGAUAUACAAAUAAAAUUUAUAUCCAAAUUCUAUGAGGAUAGAUUGAAAGAUAAUCAUAAAAUAAUACCUACUGUUUUAGAAGGGUAUUUAGCAGUGAUUGACAUGAAGAAUUAUAAUAUGCAGAACUGCGGAGAGUUCUUUACAACUUUGUUCCGUGAAGUACCUUGUCAGUCACAAGUACGGCAGGACAGACAUCAUAUAUAUUUAAUUGUGCAGAAAUUACUUGAUAAAGAUGUUAACUAUAUUAAAUCGUUGGGACCAGAUUUUGUGUAUGGAGUAAUAUCAUCUAUUGAAGGGGAGAGAGAUCCUCGUAAUUUGUUGUUUCUAUUUAAUUUUAUUCCUACCUUCCUGAAUCGUGUACCUUUAGGUCAUUUGACUGAAGAGAUGUUUGAUGUGAUCUCUUGUUACUAUCCAAUUGAUUUCCAUCCAUCACCAAAUGAUCCUGCCGCGGUUACAAGACAAGAUCUGGCUGCAGCAUUGAUACCCUGCAUGUGUGCGGUGCCGGAGUUCGCUGAACACUGUCUUGUGCUUCUCGUUGAGAAACUGGAUUCCACUUUGAGGGUUGCCAAAAUUGACUCAUUGAAGUUACUGGCUGAAAGUUGUAAAACAUUCAAACCAGAGAGUUAUAAACCUUUUUUAAAGACUUUAUGGUCUUCAAUACAUAGAGAGAUCACUCAUAAAACUGAUAGUGAUUUAAAAAUGGCAGCUCAUGAAGCAUUAUCAGGUCUAGUAUCGAGAUUAGCUACAACUGUAAACACGGAUCAGGAAUUCGAAAACUUUGUUAAGGCAAUAAUAAUAUCUAUUCAAACAGCAUUAGCUAGUUCCUCAACUGUAUCACAAUUUUCUCAAUCAAGUAAAAUAUUAUUAACCACAGCAAAUGCGUCUAUGGAAUCUUGUUUUUUAGUAACUAAAUGUAUGGUGCCAGCAAUUGCAGCUUAUUACGAAUUUAAAACAUCAUCAAAACUACAAAUCGCUAGUAUAGAGUUUCUUGGAGAUCUCUACGAUAUAGCUAAACAUUGGAAUAUGUUGAAAGAAUUAGAUGAAAAAAUCGAUGAAAUUCUUCAGCUCUGUUUAUUAGCUGUUAGUCAAACUUCCAGCGAUUACCAAAUAGCUGGUUUUAGAACUAUGAUAAAAAUGGCCGAUGUACUAAAAUCGAAUUUAAUUCUACCAUUUGUUGAAGUACUGACUUAUAAUGUGCAGCAUUCACAAGAUAGUGAAUUAUUAAAAAUAAGUGUUGAAGCGAUACAUGCUAUCGCUAGAUACAAUCCUGAAAUAAUAAUGAAUUUAGUUGUGAAAGGUAAAUGUGAAUUAGACAAUUUGAUGGAGGAUAAAACAAAUUUUCAAAAGCGUUUAAAUUUAUUAUCAAAUUUAGCGAGUAUAGAUGUUUUUACUACAUUAAUAGUUGAAGAGAUGUUAAAAAUAAUUACUGAUGAUCGAGAUAGUGCACCUAAAGUGGUUGAAGCAUUGAAUGAAUCGAUGUCAGAUACAACUUUGUAUACAGACGAAAAGAUAACAGAAAUAGAAAGUGAUCAUGGUUUAACAGAUUCAGUUAUAAAUUGGUUAUUAAGAGAAAUUAAAUUGGGAACUUGUGAAGAGACUUACAACCAUGGAUUCAUGUUAAUAUCGAAUACAAUAAGCAGUUUACCAGAAGACAAACAGCAGAUAAUAAUAUCGAAAUAUACAAACGAAUUGUUAGACGAAUGUAAGACGAAUGAUAUGAAUUUCUUGAUAAUUGAAAGUCUAUAUUUAUCUAUACAUGAAAAUUAUUAUGAUGUGGUUAUAAAAGAUAUAAUGACGUUAGCUUUGAGGUUAUCUUUGAAUAGUGAAAUUGAUACAGUUAGGAUGAAAGCGUGUGUGUUGGUGGGACAUUUCUUGAAUAAAGCGGAUCAUGGACAGAAAUUCGAUUUGUUAUAUGAAUUAUUGAAGGAUUAUUUGUCGUCGUGUAGAAGAGAUGAUUUAUCUUUAUGUCCAAGAUUAAUACAGUUAUAUGCGUGGAUUACAAAAGCUUUAGUAAUGAGAAGCAGUGGGCAGUUUCUAUUUUGGUUGGAAAAGAUUCUAGUUUCCAUAACUAGUGAGGAUUAUGCUAAAGAAGGCGCUGAAGCUAUUCGCUUAAUAGUGUCAGAUUUUCAGGAAUAUUUGAGCAGACGGCAACACUGUAGAAUAACUCCUUUCUACAAACAGAGAAUAUUCCAAUCGUUUUCAAAUUUAACGGCGAAACUUGAUUUAUUAAAUUCAGAAGUAAAGGAGUAUUAUUUAUUGAGUUGGGCGUACAUUUUAGCGAAAACGCCGAAAAGUGUUCUUAACAAUCAUCCUAAUAGAGUCUCGUGUUUAGUUAUUGACGGAUUAGAGUAUGACAAUAAGGAUUUGCUGGUAGUGAUGCUGGACGUGCUGUGUCACUUCGUGCAAGCGAAACACGGCGUAGUGGCCGACAGCUUACAGACUAUAUUGCCUCGGCUGAUUAAACUGUCCACGUAUGUCAAAUCUAUGGAUGUUAGAAUAAAGAGUUUACAAAAUCUAUUCGAAAUCGCUAAAGGGUAUCCGACAUCGGUACUUUUACCUUAUAAACAGGAUGUGUUACUUGAAAUAGCGCCAUCUCUUGACGACAAGAAGCGAUUGGUACGCAAUAUGGCGGUUCAAGCGCGUACUAGAUGGUUUCUGGUCGGCGCUCCUGGAGAAAAUAAAGAUAAUUAACUAUGUGAUAUCACACAAACAUUUCGGUGUUUCCCGUUGGGGAUUGGCCUUAGGUCGGCUCAAAGGGAAAAAUCCCAUUGAUAUAGCAAAUCGGUCGGACACUUCGGAAAACAUCUUAUUAUUUGGUUUAAAAUGUUUUUGUAUCCAAUUAAAUUUCACAAGUAUAGAAAAUACCAAACUGUUGACAACCAAAAAGAAAUUAAAGACCUAUGACGUCACUAAUCGAUGUUUCAUUGAGUUCUAAAGACCAUUAAUUGGAUACAUUAAUUACUUUUAAAUAGAUCUGUUAAUUUUGGCUAUUAUUUUUAUUGUUUAGUGCGUAUUAGGCAUUUAUUUUUAAACACUAAUAAAAUGUUAAUGUUGGCACUUUCCAUACGUAAUAAAUGUAAUUUUAAAAUAUAAAUUCCUGUAUGUAUUUAUUGUAUUGAAAAAUUAAAAUAUUCCCAAUUAUUUUCGAUCUAAUAGAAAAUAAAAAAAAUGUACAGAAAAAUAGAAAGGUUUGUUUAACUGUAAUU